CCCAUUGGGCCAGUUUGAGCCUGUAUUGAAGUUAAACAUAAAUCAGCAGGCCCAUGAACUCACUUUACGACCACCAACGAGAACGCCCAAAACCGCCAUACGCCACCGUAACUACUUUCUCCUCCAGUAUCGCCGCCGAAGAUAAGCGAUGAGUAGUUUGUGUCCAAGCAUUCACUCUGACUUGUUACAGUUACAGAAAGGGAUCGUUAAAUUUUUUAAUCAACCUCAAAAAGGAAAAUGUAACAUGAGGUUGUAUCCGGUGCCCAACGGGUGUUCGGUCUUUAGAUGUUACACUACUACCAAAUCAUUGCAUGUUGGUGGUCCGGUUAAUGGAAAUCAAGUUUCUUCUGUUGUUGAUGGUUCAGAAAAAUCUCAAAGAAAACUAUUGGGUGACGAUCUUGAAAUGAAGUUAGAAGAACUGUUCUCUGAAAUCAAAAGCCUGAUAAAAAUGGGAAAUAAAGAUGAUGCUCUUGAUCUACUCGAAGCAAAUUAUGAAGCUGUGAAAGAACAAAUGAUUGCGGGAGAUAAAACCAUACAAGAAGCGGCUGUUUUAGACGUCAUAGCCUUAGGUUACAUGGCAAUCGGAGACUUUAAGAUGGUUAAAUCUAUCUUGAAUACGUUGGAUGAGAUUGUACAAAAUUUGGGAGAUGAUGAGCCUCUUAUUGAUUCGAUAUUGACGCACAUGGGGAGUAUGCAUUCAACUUUAGGGAGGUUUGAAAAGUCAAUGCUUUCGUACAAGAGAGCUCUUGAAAUUUUGGAGCGAUAUCACGGGGAUAAUAGUACCUCGCUUGUUAUGCCGUUAUUGGGAAUGGGCAAGGCUCUUGGUUCUGUGGGCCGAGCAACAAAGGCGGUUGACGUUUAUAAUCGAAUUAUAUCUAUAUUGGAGUCAAAUUUGGGAGCAGAAAGUGAGGAGAUGGUAGUACCUUUGAAUGCGCUUGGCAAUCUUUUAAUAGAACAAGGCAAAGCUGAAGAUGCCGGAAAUCCUUUUAUGAGAAUUGUAGGCAUAUAUACCAAGUUAUAUGGAAAAAAUGAUCAAAGAGUUGGAAUGGCCAUGUGUUCUCUAGCUAACGCAAAGUGCGCAAAAGGAGAUGCAGAUUCAGCCAUCAAAUUGUAUAAAAAUGCUCUUGAGGUGCUGGAGCAUUCAGAAAGUAUGAAUAUCGACGACAGCGUAUUGGAGAAGACACGGAUAGACCUCGCAGAGUUGCUUCAUGUUGUAGGAAGAGAAGAAGAAGGCCGGGAACUUUUGGGAGAAUGUUUGUCAAUAACCAAGAAAUACAAAGGAGAAGAGGAUCCGAGUUUCGUAACCCACAUUACAAAUCUUGCAACCUCCUAUUCACGUUCCAAGAAUUAUGUAGAAGCUGAGCGGCUUUUAAGAUCAAGUUUAGAAAUUAUGGAAAGGAACGUGGGCCCUGAUGAUCCUUCAGUUACGUUUGUGAUGUUACAGCUUGCUGUAACUCUUUACAACAUGAAUCGUGAUGAAGAAGCGGAGCAACUGGCUCUUAAAGUCUUGCGGGUUCGUGAGAAAGUGUUUGGAGAUGCUUCUUUACCAGUUGGGGAGGCACUGGACUGUUUAAUAUGCAUUCAGAAAAGAAUGGGAAGAGAUGAUGGUGAAAUAUUGGAUCUGCUGAAGAGGAAUUUAAGCAUACAAGAGAAAGCAUUUGGUGAUGAAAGUGAACAAGUAGUUGAAACUCUCAAGAAGAUUGUUUUUUUCAUGGACAAACUUGGUAUUAAAGAUCACAAGGCUCCUUUUCAAAGGAGAUUGUCUUUACUUAGAAGUAAAUUUAAGCAACAAAUUCAGUAUUAAUGUUUUUUUUUUGUUUAUAGAUAAUGUUUUCUUGUAUAUAGAUAAUGAGAUUUAGAUUUGAGGCCCUAAUACACAUAUAAAAGUGUCUGUUAACGAUGUAGAAGAUGUUGGGUGUUGUAUUUUAUUUAUUUUUUUUAAAUAUACCUAACACUAAUAUAUA
Messenger RNA from Helianthus annuus (common sunflower), 1964 nucleotides. RefSeq names its product nephrocystin-3. NCBI's taxonomy places the organism in Eukaryota, Viridiplantae, Streptophyta, Magnoliopsida, Asterales, Asteraceae. The transcript has 9 exons. Bases 149 to 1804 code for a protein of 551 amino acids. Gene Ontology annotation, molecular function: protein binding. The record is from RefSeq and is a predicted model, not a curated record. Gene Ontology annotation, biological process: chloroplast organization. Gene Ontology annotation, cellular component: chloroplast.